Molecule: messenger RNA, 1086 nt
Organism: Diplodia corticola
Lineage: Eukaryota; Fungi; Ascomycota; Dothideomycetes; Botryosphaeriales; Botryosphaeriaceae
Product: alpha beta hydrolase
Exons: 1
Coding region: 1-1086 (361 amino acids)
Molecular function (GO): hydrolase activity
Source: RefSeq, a predicted model, not a curated record
AUGGCCACCCUCCCAACCCUCACCGAAAACACCUUCACCCACAGCGGCGACAAACACACCUUCUACUGGUCGGCCGGACCCGCCUCCGGCCCCCUCGUCAUCUUCAUCCACGGCUGGCCCGCCAACGGCGAGACAUGGAAGCCCCAACUCCUCGCCCUCGCCGCCCUCGGCUUCCACACCAUCGCCCCAGACACGCGGGGCUACGGGCGAUCCAGCGCGCCGGACCCCUCCCCGCGCUCCUACGCGCUCGCCGAGCACGUGUCCGACAUGCGAGCGCUGCUCGCGCACCUCGAGCGGCCGCGCGCGCUCUGGAUCGGGCACGACUGGGGCGCGGGCCUGGUGUGGGGCUUCGCGGCGCAGCACCCGGAGCUGGUGGCGGGCGUGUGCUGCCUGGCGGUGCCGUACCGGUGCGUCGAGAACGGCGGGCUGGCGGCGCUGGUGGCGCUGUCGAACCGCGACAUCUACCCCGCCGACCGCUACCCGCUCGCGCAGUGGGACUACCAGGCCUUCCACGUCGAGCAGCCCGCGCGCAGCGCCGCGCAGCUCGACGCCGACGUCGCGAACGCGCUCAAGCUGUUCUACGCGCCCGGCAAGCCCGAGGCCUACGGCAAGCCUGCGUUUUCGGCCCAGAUGCGCAGGAAUGGCGGGUGGUUUGGCGACAGGGACAGCGCGCCCGAGACGGCGCUGGAGGCGUCGCUGUUCGCGCGGUACGAGCGCGGCUUGUUCGAGCGGAUGGUGGCCGAGUUUGAGAGGAACGGGUUCGCGGGCCCGAAUGCGUAUUAUCUCAAUCACGAGGUCAAUUUGGAGUACUGUAAGGACGUCCCGAAUGGCGGGGUGCUGCAUUUCCCCGUCCUGUUCGUCGAGGCGAAGUGGGAUUCCAUCUGCGCCACCUCGCUGUCCCGCCUGGCGGAGCCGAUGAGGGAGUAUUGCAGAGAUCUGACCGAGGUCAGCAUCGAGGCCGGCCAUUGGGUCGCGCUGGAGAAGCCGGAGGAGACGAAUGCGGCCAUUGUGAGGUGGAUUGCGACCAAGUUGCCGCAUUACUUCCCGGGCUAUUGGAAGACACCGUUUGUAUCUAGUAGCCUGUGA